Messenger RNA from Acromyrmex echinatior (Panamanian leafcutter ant), 4716 nucleotides. Its product is annotated as baculoviral IAP repeat-containing protein 8. Gene Ontology annotation, biological process: regulation of cell cycle. The record is from RefSeq and is a predicted model, not a curated record. Gene Ontology annotation, cellular component: cytoplasm; nucleus. NCBI's taxonomy places the organism in Eukaryota, Metazoa, Arthropoda, Insecta, Hymenoptera, Formicidae.
AUCACAGUGCUAUAGUAUGAUAUUGUAACAAUACCGAACAGAGAGAAACUAGUAUAAACGCCUCUCAGCCUUUUGUAAGCCAACUGUGCUAUAAUACAGACGGCUUAUCGUUACUCUCGCGAUAACAACUCAAGCUGUGCAGGCGGCGCUGCGACGAUUUGCGGCAGCUCGAAUAAACGUCGGACAAUUGCGCUACAGGAAGUGCUGAAGCCGUCGACAGCGCCUCCUGCUUAUUGGAGUCUACGUAACUUCAACGGCCAGGGUAGCAUACCGUGCGUGUCUUAUCCAUCUAUCGCAUCGUAUGAAAUUCCUCGAGAGACGGGCAACUAUUUCGAACGAAGCCCUUCGUACGGUACAGCAACGCAAAACGUUCGCAAAACGACACGACUCGCGAAACAAAACGGUUGCAAAAUUGAUGGAGAGAACGGGUUGCAACGGAUCGAGCUGAGGGACAAAGCCGUGGCGUGUGGAAGACAAAGCCAAGUAGCGGUUCACGACAAUUUAGUCACUCAAGUCGAUCUUUGGGUUCACAGGAAACAGCUUUAUAAUUAUAUUAUAUACAAAAUUAUAUACAAAAUUUAUAAUUAUACAAAAAUGACUGAAUAUAUCGAACAAUGUAUCUUUUCUCGAAACCAUUUGCAACGAAAAUCACCAAUAAAGUCUCAUAUAUUUAUCGAAGAAGACGAAGUUGAUAAUGGAUCAUCGAUGUCUUUAGAUUAUCGAUUUGAAUCCGCUCGUUUGACCAGCUUUAAAAACUGGCCAUGUUCGUGGACAAAGCCAGAGGAACUCGCGGCGGCUGGAUUUUUUUAUACUGGCGAAAGCGACAAAGUGAAAUGUUUCGAAUGUAAUAUAGAAAUAUGCCAAUGGCGAGAAGAAGACAAUCCAAUGGUUGAUCAUCAGCGGUGGUCUGGAAAAUGUAGGUUUAUUCGUAAAAUACCAUGCGGCAAUGUGCCGAUCGGUACGGAUCCUAGCGCAAUUCCAGCGCCUGUACCUAAAGGAAUGGAUGUAUGUGGACCUUAUGGCUCAAUAUACAUGCCUUUUUCCGGUCCAGAUCAUGAAGAUCGAGAAAUUGAAGAAAGAGUGAAUUCUACAUUGAAAGAGCUCACAUCAAGACCGAAGCAUCCUGAAUACGCUAGUUAUGCUGCUAGAUUAGCAUCGUAUGAUAGAUGGCCUAAAGCAAUGUCACAAACUAAAGAAGAAUUGGCAACUGCUGGUUUCUAUUACACUGGAAGUGGCGAUCAAACAUUAUGUUAUCAUUGUGGUGGAGGAUUAAGAGAUUGGGAGCCAAAUGAUGAUCCUUGGGUGGAGCAUGCCAAAUGGUUCGAUUACUGUCCUUAUCUACUUUUGACUAAAGGAAUAGAGUUUGUGAGUAACAUUACGGGGAGAACAUAUAUCGGAGCAGAAAACAUACCUGAAGUUGAUAAAUUGAAUGAAAAAUUAGAGAAGGCUGAUAGUGAGAGUACUGCCAGCGGAAGUUCUCAAAAUUCAAUCAGUUCUGAAAUAACUAAUAAUACAGAAGCAAGUGCUGUAUCAAGUGAAGCUAAAAGCGAGGAACAAUCUGUCCAAUCACAGGGUGACAAACCAUGCGACAAGGAUGCAAGAUUAUGUAAAAUUUGCUAUAGUAGAGAAGUACGAAUUGUAUUUAUGCCAUGUGGACAUUUAUUGGCGUGUGCAGAGUGUGCGAAAAAUAUGAAAAUAUGCGGCGUAUGUCGUAAGAAUGUUGAACUUACUGUACAAGUGUACAUCUCAUAGUGUCUUUAUCCUUGUGAUAAAUAAUCGGAUUCUGAUAAAAUUUUCUACUUAUCAUCAUUAUAAAGACUGACAUUUUCAUGCAAAACUAAAUGACAUGACUCAUGUAGCAUACCGAUUAGCAGGUACAAACUAUAUAACGUUGAAGCUCUUGUUAAUGAAAUAUUAACUUUUCACGGUUAUUAUGGUCUCAAUAGAAAGGAUAUUCUGUUGUAAUAUUAACAAGUGAAUGUACUUUUUGUAAUCGUUGUACAAGUAAUAAAUGUUCCUAUAUUUAAAUAUAUAUAUAUAUAUAAAAAUACAUAUAGCUACGUAAUCGGUAUUGCAAAAAUUGUUAGUCGAUGUAUACAUAUGUGGCAUAUCACAAGUUUUCAUAUUUUAACUAUUGAAUAGCGCAAAUACAGGAAGUUGUUAAAAUCAGAAGAAAUAGGUUGUACCUGCAACGGAACGUUGCUAUUUGAACAUUUUCGAAUUUAUAUUGUUUCCAUUGCAACAUUUGUCGAAAAGGAUUUUGUGGAAGUCAAAGAUAAAGCGGCACCAUUGUACGAGUACAAAUAGCAACACGGCAUGAAGUCUAGUCAUUAGUAUUAUGUAAUGAUGAGAAAUAAGAUAUAUAUUCAUAUACAAAUAUAGAUUAUGAAUAUUUCUGCGUUUAGUUCAUGAUUGAAAUGGUAUAUUGGGCUAAAUGUUCGUAUGCAAAGAGAAAAAUAAAAACCUCCGUUAUAAAAUGAGUCUGGUUUAGGAGGUCAAGUCUAAAAAUAAUUUUGUAGAAAACGUAUUUCAUUUAUAAUUUUAAAUCGUUUUCGAAAUAUAGGAGAUGAGGACAGACUUUAUCGACAUUCUGUAGAUAGAAAUCGUUAUUCUUGGAGCGUUAAUGUUUGUAUCAAUAUGUAGAAUUGUUUCUAAAAUAAUCGUCACAUUUCUUUUGAUCUGUAUUGAAUUUUCUUCAAUAGCAAAUUGCGCAGUAAUAUACUUUUUCUUCGUGCUGAAUGUUAGUAAACUAACUUUGUUAGUCUUUCUAUUAUAAAUUAAUGAAGAAAUUCAGAAUUUAAUCUGCCAAUCUUUUUCUAAUUUCUGUUACAAUAGAAAUUCCGUUUACACAUAUUAACGUACUGCAAAUGAUUAAACACAUCACUGUCCAUAAGUGAAAUAUAUGAACCUUUAUCAUAACGAAUCUAAGCACUCCAGGGUAUGGUUGAUAAAAAUUAAUCCACGUUGAUACAAAAUUAACACAAUAUUCAAAUUCAAGGCUCCUGAUCUAUCGCUCUUACACAAUAUGAGGUAAGCUCUCAUUAAUAUGGCUGACAAUUAAAGUAUCCUUAAAGAAAUGCAACGUAAGAAUUUGUUAAUGUAAAUGUACGUGUCGUUAUUAUUAUUUCGUAAUAUAAUUAAUAAAUUUAGUAAUUCUAAGAUUAUGAAACACAAGAAAGAACUUUUGGCAUACUCGAUAGUAUAUAAAGGUAGCUCUUUACGACUACAUUGGUAGAUAUUUAUAAGUUAUUUCACAUAAGGUUAUUAUACAUUGAAUAAACCUCAGAUUUGAUCAUUUUAUAUAAAAGGCAUAAAGAAACAAUCACACAUACAAGUGAUCCACAAUUACACAAUUGAAUCGAGUUCCUAAAAGUUGAGAAUUCUAAGUUUAUAUCCACGAAUUGAUUAAUUACAAUUAGCAUCGAAAUUCUGAAACAAUUCAGUAUAUAUACAGGGCGACCGAUAGAGACCAUAACAGCUUAAAAGUAGAGAAUAUUAAGACGAAAAUUGUAAUACCAAAAUGUCGAGACUAUAAUAGUUUUUGAAUUAUAAUUUAAAGUUAGCGAAUCACUAAAAUUUGUAUUUCAGGCGUGAGACAAUACAAAGUGCUAAAAACGAAAGCUAAUUGUUAUCUCUUGUUUGUUGAAAUCGAUAUAAAAAUUACGCGUGUGUAAAUUUAAAUUUAUUGAUAUUUAUUAUAUUGAAAAAAUAGCCUCGACAUUUUGUUUUGAUAUUAUAUUUUCUCAAGAUGAUCUCAGGAAUCUCCAUUUAAAUGUUACGGUUUUUAUAACACCUUGUGUGUAUAUAUUUAUGUAAAAUUAGUAUAGGAAUUGCAUUUUAAUAUUUAAUUUAUCUGCGAAUAUAUUUUGUAUAUAUUAUGCAAAAUAAAUUAGCGUAUUUCCGUAGAGAGGGGAAUACAUCAUUUUUAAACAUCAGCAAUAUAAUGGCUUCAUUGAGCUUAGCAAAGUUACAUAUAAAAAAUAUACAUUUACGUAUGUAUAUUUCAAGGGUAAUUCUACGUUUAUAGGAACAAGGAAAUAUUGUAAAAUUCUUAUUUUCUGAAUAAUCCGAAAUAAUUCCAAAAUGAAACAUUAUUAUAAUACUAUAUUUCGCUUCAUUUCACAAAUAUAUAGAAACUAAUAUGAGGUGUUGGUAUAGAAACGUGCGUACAUACAAUAAUUAUCCAUGAAGAUAAUGUUCUAUCAAAUAUGAUAGUCGUUCUUUCGACGUGGACGAUCUCUUUUGUGUUAAUGAAGCUGAAUUAUAAUAGUGUGUGUUCAACAAUGAGAAGAAAUGAGACCAAAAAUUUUGCAUUUUCGUGUUGUAAUCGUUUUUCUAAUAUAAAUGUUCUCGUUGUAAUUACUUUCUCUUUGUCCAAAGUUAUUCUGUUCUAUUAGUACACAAUUAUAUAAAUAUGCACAUGCAUUAACACACACAUACAUAUAUAUAUAUAUUUUUGUAUACUUAUUUUUAUGAUAGAUGUUAAUUUUAUUUUUGUAUCACAAAUGCAUAUUUACAACAUAGAUAUUUUCACAUUUUUCUACGAACUUUCGGAUGUUCGACUUUUUUUUUUACAUAUCUGCAGUAAAAUGCAUUUGUGAUAAUUGGACGUGUACCCUGGGCAAAAUAACUUUGACAUUAUAUUGUACAAAACUUAGAGAUACACAUGUAAUGAUAACGACAAUUAUAAUACAAAAUAAAAUUUCAAAAGAGAAA